AUGCCCGUGAGGGCUGGUCUUCCCGAAGAAGACAGAAGACAGAGGCUAACGUUUCUGCACGCAGAAGGGCUGCUGGAUAACGUCGACCUAGAUGUCCUACGUGGUGCUCUUCAACGGAGAGAGCAAAGGGCUGUGACGACAACGAUGGAAUCUCAAUCUUCACCAUCCAACAAGGAAGUUCGGGACCAUCCAAAUUACCAGGAUCAGCAAGAACAGGAUAUCUCGCUAUCACUACCAUCACUACCACCAUCGAUUGUACCAGACACCCCAAACCCGCGGAAUGCCUUGGACCCAAGCGAAGGUCAUAUUCCUGAUCACUUGGAUGUUGGAGGACCACACGAUAGCCCGUCGCACGACUCUCAUAAUUGGCUUGGGAACAUGACCUUUAGUCCCUUCACUGACAGUUAUGGGAUGUUCAGUUUCCUGAACCCGAGCGAGCACUAUGGCGACGCAUGGUCAGGCUCCGCACACAGUCUGUCGGAAGAUCUGAACCUCGCAGACAGGAAUUCCUGUACACUCGCAUUCCCACCAACAUUAGUAGAUGAAUUAAUCGACCUGUUCUUCUUACGAGUUCAAACCUCUAUCCCCAUCUUUCACGAACCGAGAUUCCGCCAAAAGUUCCGUGUCGGCAGCAACGACAACGACAGAUACGCGAGGCUGUCUAUCGAAGAUGCUUUGAUCGUGGCAGCCAUGAUGGCCUUGUCCGCGAGGUUCUCGACCAACGACUUCUUCUCGUCCACACCGUCCAAGGACAAGGGUAAAAUGUUCGCCCGCAAAGCCAACGCUCUGUACGCGGAGGCUCUCCAGAGUGACGAACAGGGCAGCGAGGAGGGGAACGACAUCUCUCUCGGAUUCCUCCAGGGAUGUAUCCUCCUGGCGUUCUACGAGCAGUCGAACCGAAUCACGACCCAGAGCUGGCUCCUGAUAGGCACCUGUUGUCGACUUGCGAUCGACCUGGGCUUGAACGAAGUGGACAAGGACGCUCUCAUCACCACCGAAAUCGCCACGUUCACCACACCACCCAACACCGACGCCGGGCACGAGUUCUCGGCAGCGAAAGACUCUUGGGUCCAAGAGGAGGAGAAGAGACGGGCGUGGUGGCUGGUGUGGGAACUGGACGUGUUCGCGGCCACCAUCCUGCGUCGACCGCACGCGAUCAACAAGGACCAAAUGCACGUCUUGCUCCCAGUGUCGGACGCAGCAUGGUUCUCAGAGACACCCACGGAGUCGAUCCUGCUUCAGACGGGUUUCCUCCACGAGUGGCAGACGUUGGAAAACUGUGCUGACGCGGACGAACGGGCGUGGUUCCUGGUCACGACCCUCCUGAUGGCCAGGGCCGCGGAUCUCGCCUCUCCCGAGAACGGCUUCACACUGCAGGACAUUGUCAACUUCGGGUCGACCUUGAACUGCUUCUCCCUGCUCCUCCCCCAGGGCUUCCAACUCGACUUUGUGCGCACACCGUUCAAUGAGGGCAGCUUUGCUGGCAAUAACUGGGCGCUGCUCACGAUAUUCAUGCUCCACACUGCCCGCGUCCUCGUCCGAAAUGCACAGUACAUCAAGUCCCAAACCGAGCUACAUGACCCGGCCGCGGUGACGGCGCUCCCUUCCGGCCCGCACAAUGAUACGUAUCUCGUGUUCCGGGCCAUGGAAGCCUGGCCGCCCGAAUACCUCAUCUACGCGUGUCCGUUUGUGUCGUGCACCAUCAUCGGACCGGCCUUUGACAACAUCCGGGCCGCGCUGCUGUUCGAGCCGGGGAACCACGGCAACUAUCUGUCCAUGUUGAAGCUGAUUCUCAAGAGGAUCGGGGCGUUUUGGGGCAUUGGCGAGAGUGCCUUGAGACUCGUUGAAAUCUUCGAACACGAAGUCAAGGUCAACGGCUCGUUUCGCAAACAGGCCUUUCACCGCUACGCAAAGGACUUUUCGUUGCUGGUGGUGGAUCCGGCGAGGAAUGCGUGA
Fonsecaea monophora is the source of this 1956-nucleotide messenger RNA. RefSeq lists its product as hypothetical. Gene Ontology annotation, molecular function: DNA binding; zinc ion binding. The coding region runs from base 1 to 1956 and encodes 651 amino acids. NCBI's taxonomy places the organism in Eukaryota, Fungi, Ascomycota, Eurotiomycetes, Chaetothyriales, Herpotrichiellaceae. Gene Ontology annotation, biological process: DNA-templated transcription. Gene Ontology annotation, cellular component: nucleus. The transcript is spliced from 5 exons. The record is from RefSeq and is a predicted model, not a curated record.